Molecule: messenger RNA, 3079 nt
Organism: Scleropages formosus (Asian bonytongue)
Lineage: Eukaryota; Metazoa; Chordata; Actinopteri; Osteoglossiformes; Osteoglossidae
Gene: pacsin2
Product: protein kinase C and casein kinase substrate in neurons 2
Exons: 11
Coding region: 177-1619 (480 amino acids)
Biological process (GO): cytoskeleton organization; regulation of endocytosis; plasma membrane tubulation
Cellular component (GO): plasma membrane; endosome; cytoplasm
Molecular function (GO): phospholipid binding; protein binding
Source: RefSeq, a predicted model, not a curated record
GCGCGCCGCUCGCGCUUUUGAGUCCGCGAGGAGCUGCCCACAGGGAGGGAGAAGACGGAGAGAAAAAGGGGAGUUUCGCGGAAGCUCCUAAUUUACAAAUUUCCUGAUUUACCGACUUCCACGUCCUGUCGGGUCCUUGUCGCGUUGGUUUCCAGCACCGAGCUCCUGAAACAGCCAUGUCGGGCACUUAUGAUGACUCCAUGAUUGAUGUCUCCAGUGACAGUUUCUGGGAGGUGGGGAACUAUAAGCGCACAGUGAAGCGUGUGGAUGAUGGGAACCGCCUGUGCAAUGACCUGAUGAACUGUAUCCAUGAACGUGCACGCAUUGAGAAGGCCUAUGCCCUGCAGCUCACCGAGUGGGCCAAGCGCUGGAGGCAGCUUGUAGAGAAAGGUCCACAGUAUGGGACUCUGGAGCGUGCCUGGACUGCCCUGAUGACAGAAGCAGAGAAAGUCAGUGACCUACACAUGGAAGUCAAGACAGUGCUGAUGAGUGAAGACUUUGAGAAGAUCAAGAACUGGCAGAAGGAGUUCUACCACAAGCAAAUGAUUGGGGGCUUCAAGGAAACAAAGGAGGCUGAGGAUAGUUUUCGCAAGGCCCAGAAACCCUGGGCAAAGAAACUCAAAGAGGUAGAGGUGAUGAAGAAGGCCUACCACUCAGCCUGUAAGGAGGAGAAGCUGGCCACAAGCAGGGAGAACAGCAACAAGCUGGAGAACAAUGCCAACCCAGAGGUACAGAAGAAGCUACAGGAAAAGGUAGAAAGGUGCCAACAGGAAAUGCAGAAGACAAAAGAGCGUUAUGAGAAGGCGCUGGAGGAGUUGGACAAGUGCACACCACAGUAUAUGGAAAACAUGGAGCAGGUGUUCGAACAGUGGCAGCAGUUUGAGGACAAAAGGAUCCGUUUCUUCAGAGAGGUGCUGCUGGAGGUGAAGAGUCACCUGGAUCUAUCCACCAGCCACAAGUUUCAGUCUGUAUACCACACAUUAGCAGACACGAUCGAAGCUGCGGAUGCCCAAGAGGACCUGAAGUGGUUCCGGUCUAACCAUGGCCCGGGGAUGCCUAUGAACUGGCCCCAGUUUGAGGAAUGGUCUAUAGAUUUGAACCGGACCCUCAGCAGAAGAGAAAAGAAGAAGCCAGGUGACGGAGUAACCCUGACCAGCAUCAGUCAGGCUAGUGAGCCAGUGGCCAAGAGCAGCAGCCUCACUGUAUCCAACAGUACAGAGCAGGUGGGCUCUAACCCUUUUGAGGAUGAUGAUGAUGAAGAAGAAGUACCUGCAAAGCAGCACAGCAGCAGCCCUGUCUCUGUCUCUAAAGAGGAGGUUAAAACUAAAACUAUUGAGAAGAAUGAGGACUGGUCAGAUGAUGAUUCGGGGAAUCCCUUCGCUGGCAACGAAAAUGGUAAUGGGAACCCAUUCGAAGAGGAGCCAUCAUCACCAGUAAUCUCGGUGCCAGUUCGUGCGCUGUACGACUAUGAAGGACAGGAGCAGGAUGAGCUCAGUUUCAAAGCAGGUGAUGAAUUUACCAAAAUUGGAGAGGAGGAUGAUCAGGGCUGGUGUAAGGGCCGGCUGAAGGAUGGGCAAGUUGGACUGUACCCGGCCAACUACGUAGAGGACAUACAGUAGUGUGGACAAAAGGGCAGUGAUGUCUGGCCAAGGUCCCUGCCCUUUGCCCCCUAGUGGACUGGGGCUGGACUGGGGUGUAGAGAAAAUUUCAAAGAAGACAUUAAAUCUGAGAAGGACUGAUUUACCCUUCAGUCCUUUGGAACAAGAACCCAGUCAGGACAUGGACAUACAAUGUUUUCCUUGAUGGAAAACAAACAGGACUUUUUUUUAAUAAAUGUAUAUAUUACAGCCUUUCAACUUCAUAGGUAAACCUUUUGUGUUAAUGUUGUGGUCUACUCAUUUCUCACAGCAGUGACUACAAAUCUGUAGAAAGGCAGCAGCUAGCAGAAUUAUGCCUAAACAGGAGACAUUUUUAAUUAAUUCUCACUUUUCUAAAUUGCUUAUUUGGGCAAGAACUUUCUAAUGCAUGUUCUGUGAGUGAGGUCAGCCAGGUGAUUCAAAUGCUAAAGGCUUACUGAAGGAAAAAAUUGGUACUUGUUUGUUCAUUUACUCAUUGUAAAGCCUGAAAAGGAGUGAGGGAUAGUUUGCAGUGAAGAUGAAGCAAUGGAUUAUUUGACCGGUUUGUGAGAUGUUAAUUGUAAUUUUGUGUAUGCUUUUCUUUUUGAGCUUCAGCUGUUUAAGUUAGUAAGACUUCAUCACUAAAUUGUAUUGCAGUUUUGCUCACAGUGGGUCACUGUACUUAAUGGUUGUGCCUGUUCAAUUGUCCCAGAGAAUGCUUUGAAAGAAAGUCUGACAUGAAGCUUUAGUAUCUGUUCAUGCACUGGAUGCUUCAGACCAGCCCUGGAAAGACCUCUACCCUUUCAUGAUGGAUGAUUAUGGAAGCAUCAAGCCUCAAUUGAAUGUUUUGAGUAUUUUGAAGAAUUAUAAACUCUGCUUUUGUGCAUGUAAAUACCAGUGAAGUUUUAAACAUUUAGCAACAAAUUCAAAUUUGAUUAAACUUUAAUUUAUAAUCCAUCUGGAGAAAUGCUGUGGUUUUAACUGCAUGUACAAUAAUCUUGUGAUUGUACCUUUUUUUUUUAAAAGAAAAAAAAGAGGCUUGUAUGAUUUAGGAAUGUUCCUUGUAAAUACAUGAUGUUCUGUAGUUUCUGAAAGUCACCACAAGAAUCUGCUGUGAAGUAAUUCUACCAGCCCACUUUUUGCCUUUUAAUUUUGAUGCUUUAGUUUUAUAUAUUGCGUCCAACAUUAACCCAAACGUGUGCUAAUACUCUUUAGCGUUGUGUUGGACACUUGAUUGUAUUUUCAGAGACUAUCAUGAUAAUUGUUUUUAUUUUUCCGCCGAUGUUCUGAUAUUCUCAAUGAAUGAGAUGAUCGCGAUUUUGCCAGCAGUGAUCCAGGUUUACGCUGCUGGGUAGAUGACUGUGAGAAUAUUGACGUCUGUAGCAUAUUCGCAAUUUACUCUUUGCACAGUUGAGUUUUUAAGUGCUGUUCGACACAAUGAAUAAAAUACUGUAUUUAAUGCA